GGCUGCUGCGAUGCUGCUCUUAUCUCUGAACUUUCCCAGAGAAGACGACCUGAAGGAACUGAAGCAGAGGGGCUGUGAUGGCUGCAGGUGUGUGUGUUGUGCUGACUCUGGUGCUGUGUGCUGCUGGCUGUGGAGCUCUGGACGUGUGGACGACGACAGAGAGCGGUCAUCCUCCCCCCUCAGUCACCUGCUGGUGCUCCAGUUACCCCAACAAGACUUUCUGCUCCUGGACUCAACCCUCCAACUCCACGCCGCCGCGCUACACCGCCACCUACAGCGAGAGGCUCAGACCCUCAGACAUCAAGCCGUGUCAGCUGAUCGCACCUGACUCCUCUUCGCCGUCGCUCUGGCACUGCCACCUGCCCGACCUGAAGCUUCUCACCGACUACAUUGUCAACAUCACCGCCGUCCACUCUAAUGGCAGCUGCACCCAUCUUACCAGCUUCAUGGUGGAGGACAUAGUGAAACCGGAUCCUCCGACCAGCAUCCAGGUCUCCUCCAGAAACCACUCCAACAUCAUGGUGACAUGGUCGCCGCCGCCCACUUGGGCCAACCUGGAGAUCUUCCCUCUGAAGUACGAGAUGCUUUACCACUACGACCACCGGGGGAAGACCUGGACGAAGAGGACGGGUCCAUUCGAGCGCACCGCAGCUGAGCUGAAGGGGCUGUGUCCAGGAAGAACCUACCGCUUCCAGGUCUGCGCCAAAGAGUUGCUGGACCUGGGCCAGUGCAGCACCUGGAGCUCACCAGUCCAAGUCACCGUCCCCAGCACCAUCUGAGGAGAUUCGCUGCUGCUCUCUCAGAGCACCUUCAGCAGGAGGCCUCUGAGAUUAGAUUGGUAUUGUACCAUGUACACGUUUGCUUUUAUUUAUUUGAAAAAAACUGCCUUUCUUCUUUUG
Synchiropus splendidus (mandarinfish) is the source of this 899-nucleotide messenger RNA. RefSeq names its product Epstein-Barr virus induced 3 (gene ebi3). NCBI's taxonomy places the organism in Eukaryota, Metazoa, Chordata, Actinopteri, Syngnathiformes, Callionymidae. Gene Ontology annotation, biological process: cytokine-mediated signaling pathway. Gene Ontology annotation, cellular component: external side of plasma membrane. The transcript has 6 exons. Gene Ontology annotation, molecular function: protein binding; cytokine receptor activity. The coding region runs from base 78 to 779 and encodes 233 amino acids. The record is from RefSeq and is a predicted model, not a curated record.